UGGCCAGUCCCCGCAGUCAUUCGCAUCAGCGUCCAGAGUGUAAUAAGACCAGACCGGUUAACAUUCGUAUUAAAGUGCCUUAAUAUCGUAAAAGUUGAAUAAGGAACCCAGCAAAGUUUCAUUCUCUUCUCAACAGAACAAGUUCUCCUAAAAAAUGGGUGUCAACUGGAUUUGCGCCCUUUUUUGCCUCCUAGCGAUAGCGAAUAUUGCCAUCGAGGCGACAGCUUCGAAGCCCGAAGCAUCAAUUAGAGAACGGCGAAGUCUCAACGAGUUGGACUCGGAAGCUGCUUCGAUGGUCAGGAAGAAACGGGGAUUUGCUUACACCAGUACUUCGAGCAAUUUAGGAACCGGUGGAGGAACAUCCCAGACCGUAACCAGCGGAGGCGGUACAGCGGUUGUUUCGAGCAGCUCUUCCGGUAACCCUUCAGCAGGAGGCUACUCUUACACGACAAGAUCUGAUCCUGAUAAUCCAGGACAGGUUAUAUACACGUACACAGAUUCUUCUGGAAAACAAGUUACCGGCCGUGCUCCAGCUGAAAGCAUACAGUCCAACGUUGGUGGUUUACCUUUUUCUCCUUAUCAGAAUCAAAUUCCUAAUUUUGCGUUUAACUUGCAAGCUUUCGUUCAGGAAUAUAUCCAAAGCAUUCAAGCUCAGCAGCAGGCUAUCCAAGCUCAGAUCCAGAGUUUCUUGCCAAAGUUCGGCGGUAUGAAUAAUUUCCCGGGAUUUGGAGUACCAAAUUUUCUCCCAAAUAAUUUUCCCUUCGGCGGUAAUAAUGAUGCCUCCCGCAAUGGCAUGAACCACGGACCCAAUCCCGACGGUGGGGUUGUCUUUACCUCGACCACUGGCGGCGCAGCUACUGGAACCUCGCAGACGAGUUCCGGUGGAGGUCAACCGGGAGGUAACUUCUAUUCAACCUCCUCAAACUCCUACACAUCCACGGUAAUUGGUGCUGAUGGUAAGCCUCACACUGUAAAAACAACCAGGACCGUCAUAAAUGAUAACGGAAAAAUAACAUCCAACGAGGUGACAGAUUGAUUUGGGAAGAGCAUAUUAUACGUCAAGUCUAAUAUUACACGGUAGCUUAACGUAGUAUAUAUCAUGAGUAUCGGAUAAUUAGAUACGCCUAAUGGUGCAAAUUAUUACGAAAUGUGAUAUUCAAUGUUGCUAAAUUUUUAUACCCGUGCAUAUUUGCCAGAAAAUCAAUGAUAUGA
This is a messenger RNA of Diprion similis, 1212 nucleotides long. RefSeq names its product nucleoporin NUP145-like. The record is from RefSeq and is a predicted model, not a curated record. The transcript is spliced from 5 exons. Bases 155 to 1036 code for a protein of 293 amino acids. Lineage: Eukaryota; Metazoa; Arthropoda; Insecta; Hymenoptera; Diprionidae.